AUGAUUUCUGGUGGUAGGUGUGCAGCUUGUAGAAGUCAGAGAAGAAGGUGUCCUUCAGAUUGCAUUUUCUCUCCAUACUUCCCUCCCCAAUAUCCUGAAAGAUUUGCUUGUGUUCACAGAAUAUAUGGUUGCAGCAAUGUUGGGAAAAUGCUUCAGGAAAUACCUCAUUAUCUACGAGAACAAGCAGCAAAUAGUUUGUAUUUUGAAGCAAAAUGUAGGAUUGAAGACCCUAUUUAUGGAUGUGUGGGGAUUCUUUCUAAAUUGUAUCAACAAAUCCACGAUGCAGAAAUUGAGCUAGCCAAAAUUCAAACUCAGAUUGCUCAUCAUAAACAGCUCCAAAACUCAGAGGUUGAAGCUGAACAAACUUGUAAGCAGCACAAAUCAGCUGCAUGGGGCAGUUUCCUUGGUUAA
Molecule: messenger RNA, 411 nt
Organism: Lotus japonicus
Lineage: Eukaryota; Viridiplantae; Streptophyta; Magnoliopsida; Fabales; Fabaceae
Product: LOB domain-containing protein 24-like
Exons: 2
Coding region: 1-411 (136 amino acids)
Source: RefSeq, a predicted model, not a curated record